Molecule: messenger RNA, 2427 nt
Organism: Fonsecaea erecta
Lineage: Eukaryota; Fungi; Ascomycota; Eurotiomycetes; Chaetothyriales; Herpotrichiellaceae
Exons: 5
Coding region: 1-2427 (808 amino acids)
Source: RefSeq, a predicted model, not a curated record
AUGUCAGACGCAUCAAACAACGAGCCCAAAGAGCAGGCUGAGAUCGAGCGUCAGACGCCUGACCGAUGUUUUGCGUUUGUCUCACAUACUUCUUUGUCUCUGAAAGACUCAAAAGUUUUGUGGCCUUCUAGUGGGUGUCGCGUCCACUCGAUUGGCAUGCACGAUGGGGAAUUGGUAGCUGUGACCCAUACUCUGGGCGCUGCAUUUGGAGGUAGAAAGGCUGAAGAAGUCCUUGGUAAAUUUUGCCAGAAGAUAUACCUUUUAUUUCGGACAGACACCAGAGCACUGGGUAUCGCGAGUGUCAUUGCAGAGCAGCUUUUCAAAAGUGUCGACGACAAGGGAUCAUUCAACCGAGAAACGAUGCCGUUAGGCAUCCAGGGUGUUCAAGAACUGAAUUGGACCACCCAGAAUGAAGAGCUGACCCCUCUUCGACAAGAGUAUCAAAGAAGGGCGAAAGAUAAAGGGAAACAAUUAACCCCUUUUUCCACAACGGAUUCGAAUGGAAACGAGCUGCUCUUUGCUGGGCCGCAUGGAGAAACCAUGAUUAUGAUCGACAAAUCAAUGCUGUCAGCAGGUAUUGUGAAAUACCGCCACCAUACCUUUGACAUGGGGUUCAGUCGGGCCACUUGCUCGUGGCAGCUGUUUGUCAAGAUCAACCAUCGAGAUUUCGUGCGUUCGUGGUUUCAGUCAAGUCUUUCCCCAGUUCAAGAUAUGGGUGUAGCUCUCUUAACAGCGAUGCGAAUCUUCUCGGAUGCUCGACAUUUGUUUAAUGAUCCAGGCAAGCGAACAGAGGCAGCCAUUCUUGUGGAAACCAUUAGGCGGGCAGAGUUUUACAUGAAUUCGACCGUCGUUGAUGAAGAAACUGCCGCAGCCUCUGAAACGCUCACCCCUACUGAUUUGGAUGUCUCGGCGAAAAGUGGCAGUGGACAUGAUAUUUCUGCCGGUCCAGAUUCUUCUUCACACCACGAUAACUCCAGUUCACGACCAGCCUCCUCUUCGUCUUCGCCAGCGUCUGAUUCUUCUUUCUCUUCAAGCACAAUUGGCGGUCCGUCGAUUCCUGAAACCACUGCGAACAUGACGCCAGUCUCCACAAAGAAGAGCAAGAAGAAGAAAUCGACUAGAAAGAAACCGCCCAAAAAGACAGCUGCCCAGAACCAGACGCCAGAAAAUCAGGGAAUCCAGACUUCAGGUGACGAGAGCCUUCGUGGGAUUGUGGAUCAGGUGGCGGAUAUUACACUCUCCGGACAAUCCACAACAUCAUCAUUAAUGUCUACUCCGCCUUUGCCCGCUGGCCAGCCUGACGCAGGCAAUCCCCUGAAGGGUACAAGCGCAGCUCAACCUUCGACGGAGACGAAGCAAGGAGGCAACAACGGCACACCUAGUAAGACUCGUACAGCCGAGGAGCGCGACCAAGAUCUUGAUGACGCUAUUUCUCGACAUUCAAGUGAUUCUGAACGGACAAUAACUCAAGCAGAUUUCUCAAAUGAAGACGUCACCGUCAGCUCUUCUAGCAAAGGUCAGCUUGACAACGAACAGGAAAGAGGACGUGGUGCUGUGGUUGCGAAUGACAAGGAGCAUACCAAGAGAAAGGAUGCCCAAAACUCCAAGGCAACUUCAGGAACUCACACCACCACUUCGACUGGAGGAGGUUUAAAUUCUUACAAGCAUACCCAGCCUGUUAUUCAAGAGGCUGCGGGCCCUUCUGCUAAAUUCAAAUUCGAUGGUUUUGAUCCGCGUUUGAGGUGCUUGAAACCGGACUGCCGAAACAUGACAAGCUGCUGGGAUUGCGCCGUGGUCAUCUGUCCUGCCUGUGGCACUGACAGCUUUACCCGCUACUGCAGAAAGCAGCACCUGUACGAUGACCUUCAGCGCCAUUGGGUUGCGGAAUGCCGAAGGAACAAGAUCAACGGACCAAUCGAUCGAGACACAAUUCGCGCCAAACAACUCCCCAAGCGACCCUAUGUUGUUGGCCAGUACCAUAAUAUUGUCGAGCGCCAUAGACAAGCGGUGUACCGCGCCAUGGAAGACGCCGACUACUUCAUCUUCAACGACGUGGAGAUGCUUGAUGACAGCGUCGUGCAGCCAACGCAAGAGCAGUGGAAUUCGGUGCGCGGAACUGGUGAGCCGGUAUUGCAAAUUGUCUUUCCCGACGACAUGACGCCGUAUUCCGACAGGCAGGUUUUCAACUACCAUAUCCAGCUUAUCUUGACGGUGGGCAAGCCGUUGGCCGAAGACAGCUGCUUGAAGGCACUGGAGAUGAUUCGUUCGGCACUGGUCAUGUCGGGCAGCUGGACCGAGGAGAUACUGACCUACCUAUGCAUGCAACUGACAGGUGAAUGGGGCAACUUCAAGGUGCCAGGGCGCUUUUACGAUGUCGCCGAGGUGAACGCAAUGUGGCAACGCCACCAUAUCCUGCUUCCGGCGUGA